UCAGCAAACUUUCAGAGCACAGUUCUAAGUGAGUUCUCCCUUGUACAACACCUUGAUUUGGUAUCAAGUCUAUUAGAAGAAGUCAUCUGGUAAAAAAUGUCGCCUUGCUCAACACCAUUGUUCCUGUGCACAUUCCUUCUUUCGUGCUAUAUUCUAAUUGUGCCAGGACAAUCGGCCAGCAGCGAUAAAUACAUCGAUAGUGGUUCACAGAAACUUGAUACUCGAGAUGGCAGCAGUGGGCCUGGAAAUAUCAGGUCGCUGGGAUCGCACAGAAAUCUAAGAUCAAUUUAUGGAUUUCCAAAUCCAAGGAUGAUGCAGAUUUCACGUUCGAAGAUUCCCAUCGAGUUGGAUUUGCUGAUUGACAGUGAAAACGACAACGAGAGGACAAAGCGAUUUGAUGAUUAUGGGCAUAUGCGUUUUGGAAAGCGUGGCGGAGAGGAUCAGUUUGACGAUUAUGGUCAUAUGAGGUUCGGACGUUAAGAAAAGAAAAUUCUGAUUCUGAUGACGAGAGACUUAAGACGAUAAUUUUUAUUUUUAAGUUACAAAAUAUUGAUUGGGAAAAUUUUAACACUUAAACAUUAAUUAAAGCAUUCCAAAAAUGUAAAAAAAAUAUCAUAAA
This is a messenger RNA of Eupeodes corollae, 619 nucleotides long. It is a transcript of the gene Dsk, whose product is annotated as drosulfakinins. NCBI's taxonomy places the organism in Eukaryota, Metazoa, Arthropoda, Insecta, Diptera, Syrphidae. Bases 97 to 480 code for a protein of 127 amino acids. The record is from RefSeq and is a predicted model, not a curated record. The transcript has a single exon.